AUGUCUUCCGGUGGCAAGUCUGGUGGCAAGUCUGGCUCUGAGACCAAGUCGACCUCGCUCCCCGUCGGUCGUAUCCACCGUCUCCUUAAGCGCGGCAACUACGCCCAGCGUAUCGGUUCCGGUGCCCCCGUCUACCUCGCUGCCGUCCUCGAGUACCUCGCCGCCGAGAUCCUCGAGCUCGCCGGUAACGCCGCCCGUGACAACAAGAAGUCGCGUAUCGUUCCCCGUCACCUUCAGCUCGCCGUCCGCAACGACGAGGAGCUGAACAAGCUCCUCGGCUCGGUCGUCAUCUCCCAGGGUGGUGUCCUCCCCAACAUUCUCUCCGAGCUCCUUCCUCCCAAGACCAACAAGAAGGCCGGCAAGGGCGCUCCUGGCUCCCAGGACGUUUAA
Messenger RNA from Trichosporon asahii var. asahii CBS 2479, 390 nucleotides. Its product is annotated as histone H2A-1. Gene Ontology annotation, molecular function: structural constituent of chromatin; protein heterodimerization activity; DNA binding. Lineage: Eukaryota; Fungi; Basidiomycota; Tremellomycetes; Trichosporonales; Trichosporonaceae. The record is from RefSeq and is a predicted model, not a curated record. Gene Ontology annotation, cellular component: nucleosome. Bases 1 to 390 code for a protein of 129 amino acids. The transcript is spliced from 2 exons.